AUGGCUACAGUGCGCAUCUGUGUUUGCGGUGACGAGGGCACUGGCAAAUCUAGUUUAAUCACAUCUCUCGUCAAAGGCGUAUUCGUCACGAAUAAGAUCCAACCGGUCCUGCCACAGAUUACCAUUCCUCCUACAAUCGGCACUCCUGAAAAUGUCACCACCACAACAGUCGUCGACACGUCGGCGCUUCCACAAGAACGAGCCAACUUGGCCCGCGAAAUUCGAAAAUCGAACGUUAUUCUGCUCGUGUACUCCGACCAUUAUAGCUACGAACGAGUUGCCCUGUUUUGGCUUCCUCAUUUCCGAUCUCUCGGUGUAAACGUCCCGGUGGUGUUAUGCGCCAACAAGGCCGAUCUUGCGACGGAUAUGACCGAUGCACAAGUGAUUGACGAGGAGAUGCUACCGGUUAUGGCCGAGUUUAAGGAAAUUGAUUCAUGCAUUCGCUCUAGCGCCCGUCAACACCGAAAUGUUAACGAAGCCUUCUUCCUUUGCCAAAAAGCUGUGACACAUCCGAUUGCGCCGCUAUUUGAUUCCAAGGAGUCAGUACUUAAGCCUGCUGCAGUCGCUGCGCUACAACGCAUUUUCUAUCUUUGCGACAAGGACCGCGACGGGUUUCUCUCCGACAAAGAGAUUGAGGACUUCCAGUUGAAGUGCUUCGGGAAACCGCUGAGUGAGGAAGACCUCGUCCAUAUCAAGGAAACAAUAUCAAAAGCCUAUCCGGACGCUGUCACCCCGGCUGGAAUCACUUCCCGGGGCUUUCUCCACUUGAACAAGCUUUAUGCCGAAAAGGGUCGCCAUGAGACUGUGUGGAUCAUUCUACGAACUUUUCAAUAUACCGAUAACCUUUCAUUGCAAGAAACAUAUCUUCACCCCAAGUUUGAGGUUCCGCCCUUCUCGUCCGCCGAGCUGUCUCCAGAAGGCUAUCGCUUUCUGGUCGAUCUGUUCCUGCUUUCUGACAAGGACAAUGAUGGUGGACUCAACGACUCGGAGUUGGCGUCUCUGUUCGCACCUACACCAGGACUGCCAAGUUCUUGGGCAGAUGACUCCUUUCCAUCAUCUACAGUACGGAACGAGGCAGGUCAUGUCACUCUACAAGGCUGGCUGGCUCAGUGGAGUAUGACAACUUUCACAUCUCCAAAGACCACACUCGAAUACCUCGCUUAUCUCGGGUUUGAGUCAUCGGAUCGUAGCAAUCCGUCGACAACAGCUGCUCUCAAAGUUACGAAGCCACGAAAGAGACGACGACGCCCGGGCAGGGUCGGUCGUAAUGUGGUUCUUUGUCAUGUCCUCGGUGCUGCCGGUGCAGGCAAGUCUUCACUUCUGGAUGCUUUUCUCUCCCGAGGUUUCAGCAAUACGUACCACCCUACAAUUCAGCCACGCACUGCGGUUAAUACCGUUGAGCUUCCCGGUGGGAAACAAUGCUAUCUCAUCUUGGAUGAGCUCGGCGAACUAGAACCGGCAUUGUUGGAAAACCAGAGCAAAUUGUUGGAUCAAUGCGACGUGAUUGCAUACACUUACGACUCUUCAGACCCAGACUCUUUUGCUUACAUCACCAAACUUCGAGCAAAAUAUCCUCACCUUGAAGAACUACCAAGUAUAUUCCUCGCAUUGAAGGCGGACCUGGAUCGUACCACCCAACGAGCCGAAUGCCAGCCUCAUGAAUACACGGCACGACUGGGCUUGCCGGCGCCACCACUUCAUGUCAGCGCUACUUGGAGUUCGAUCCAGGAGGUUUUUGUGCAUAUCGCCGAGGCGGCAAUGGAUCCUAGCACCACGUUCCCACGCACUGAGGAGGAUUUGGAAAGCAAGUGGGUGUCUUGGGGUAUCGCUCUUGGUGCUGUUGUAUGUGCUGGAGCUGCUGCUGUUGCGAUAUGGCAUCGAGUGCACAGAACAUAUGAGCUCGUUGACGAUUUACACCUAGCGACACCUCCGCCACACCCUUCUGAAGCCCCGAUUGUGAAUCCCAACCCUCUCGCAACCGUUCCAAACCCUCCCACCUCCGGCGUGAAGAUGUCUCUCGUUAUCACAAGCAAUAACAAAGGUCCUCCAAACCUCUACAGUUCAAGAGCAUCCGCGUUUGAUCUAAGGAGCAUCAAAGAAAACGAGAAAGAAGGAAGACGAUCAGAAAGUGGAAGUUGGAGUUAUAUUUCCGCCCCAGCUUUCGGAGAAGGGAAUCCGGCAUUGAUGAUUGCGCCGGUAAGGGACGGAUUGAAACGGAGGAAACCCAAAAACAACAUCGUAAAGAGUAGCUCGUCGUUCGUCUCUCGAGUCAUCACGCAUGAGUCUUCGGCCAAGCGGUUGGCGGAUCGGAAUCCGGAUGGACUUUUUGCGUUCGCCAAUAUAAACAGAGCAUUCCAGUGGCUUGAUCUCAGCGCUUCGAAUAAAGAGGAGCCUAUUGCGAAAAUUCUGUUUACCAAAGCACAUAUGCUGUGUCACGAUGUUAACGAGUUGUCCAAGUCACCAUCACAUAUCGAUAUUGUCAUGGGAUCGUCUGCUGGUGACAUUAUCUGGUACGAACCUAUAUCUGCCAAAUAUGCUCGCAUCAACAAGAACGGUGCUGUCAACAAUUCUGCCGUUACGCAUAUCAAAUGGAUACCGGGAUCGGAGAAUCUGUUUCUCGCAGCACACGCCAAUGGUCAGCUAGUGGUUUAUGACAAGGAGAAAGAGGAUGCGCUUUUUACGCCGGAGGUUGAAGAUGGCGGUGCAUCGUCGAGUAAGGCAUUGCAGAUAUUGAAGUCAGUCAAUUCCAAGAAUCAAAAGACGAAUCCAGUUGCGGUGUGGAAAUUGUCGCAUCAACGCAUCAAUUCAUUUGCGUUCUCGCCAGAUAAGCAGCAUUUGGCGGUGGUCCUUGAAGACGGAACGUUGCGUGUUUUGGACUAUCUCAAAGAAGAAGUCACGGAUAUUUUCGCAAGCUACUAUGGCGGCAUGAUCUGCGUCUGCUGGUCUCCAGACGGCAAAUACAUGAGCGCAAAAUCAUCGCUCGAUGCCAAGGCCACAACUCUUGGGUAUCAGCCGUCGCAUUCGAUCCCUGGAGAUGCGAUGAGCGAAACUAUCGACUGGGCAGUGUCGGUGAUGAUUGCAGAUUACUUCUCUGGGAUUUCAAUGUCGGCAUGCUUCAUCGACCGAAGGCACUUCAAGCAAACGCCCGUCACCGCAACAGUAUCACAACCGGAGCCCACCCACUCAGCCGUCACCGAACAGACAGUCUCAGCAACCGCAAGAGAUCCGACUCUGAUAGAACGGAGAAACCACUUGAUGACGAGGUAG
This is a messenger RNA of Talaromyces amestolkiae, 3267 nucleotides long. RefSeq lists its product as uncharacterized. The transcript has 6 exons. Bases 1 to 3267 code for a protein of 1088 amino acids. Gene Ontology annotation, cellular component: nucleus; cell division site; cell tip. The record is from RefSeq and is a predicted model, not a curated record. Gene Ontology annotation, biological process: carbon catabolite repression of transcription. NCBI's taxonomy places the organism in Eukaryota, Fungi, Ascomycota, Eurotiomycetes, Eurotiales, Trichocomaceae. Gene Ontology annotation, molecular function: protein binding; GTP binding; GTPase activity.